Molecule: messenger RNA, 3381 nt
Organism: Blastomyces gilchristii SLH14081
Lineage: Eukaryota; Fungi; Ascomycota; Eurotiomycetes; Onygenales; Ajellomycetaceae
Product: protein phosphatase regulatory subunit Gac1
Exons: 3
Coding region: 1-2079 (692 amino acids)
Biological process (GO): regulation of glycogen biosynthetic process
Cellular component (GO): protein phosphatase type 1 complex
Molecular function (GO): glycogen binding; protein phosphatase 1 binding
Source: RefSeq, a predicted model, not a curated record
AUGCCCUACACUCCACCAUCUCCGUUGUUCAAUUCGCAAGUUCGCCCUCAGCCUGCUUCUGCUGGCUCUUCGCCGCCUAGUGUUCACCAUGGGCGACACAAAUCCGAGCCAGUUGUGAACCUCGUGGGAUAUUCACGCAGCCAAUCUUCCCCGCCGUCGAGCUCUUACAUCUAUCGCCAUCGACGGAGCCCAACCCACUCUCACCAUAUGUCGAAUCUAGGGCAGCAAGAUAUCGAACCCAACUCGAAAAGGAGGAGUAGCUCGUCAUCGUCAAAUGCCACACCCGGUGCAGCCUUGUGGAAGUCUCCAUCAGGUGCGAUGAUCCCGACAGGGGCAGUUAUCUCACCCCCGGACUCGAAAUCCAACUCGAGUGAUGAGGAAGGGAAGUCUACAGAAGGGUUGGAGGGAGAUAUCUCAAAGGAUUUUGAGGCCGUAAUAAUGUCCAUUGAUCAGAACUCACUUCAAACCCCCCCCAGCAGGAAAGGACCUGGCGCCAAGGCUGCUUCAAUUUCAAAACACACCCCAACACCAUUGGACUUGUCGAUGGCAUUAGCUACAGAGGCACAGCAGUCCCGUGUUAAGUCUCGCCUGAAGAAAGACACAUCAGGCGUGCCUCAUCCCAAUUCCUCGGAUGUAGCAACCCAUACCCCUGAGGAUAGCGACCGUGGCGAGGAUGAGAUGGAUCUCAGCACUAAGGCGUCUAUGGUGCGAAAGAAGUCCGGAGAACUUGUGAGGCCUGCGCUUCGACCGAAGAGAAGGCCCUGCAGUGCUCCGGGCACACCAGUAUUCUCAAAGGCAGUCCAUUUCGACUCUCAAUUGGAGCAUAUUCGCCACUUCCUUCAGAUUGACAAACCUCUCGCUGUCAGUGCAGGUUCUUCCCCCGUGGAGGAUUACGACGGUGAUAGCGAAUUUCCCUUCGACCUAGAUCCGAACGGACCUUUCCAAUCAAAGUCCAUUGAGUGGGAAGCUCGGAUCGCCAAUUUCCCAAAUGAUCUAGAAGCGAGAAAGACCAUGCCCGUCCGCCUGGAGCGGAUGUUCUUAUCGUCAGAUUACAAGAAUCUUGUUGGUGUGGUUUCCGUUGCCAACAUUUCUUUCCAGAAGCAUGUUGUGGCGCGAUUCACAUCAGACUAUUGGAAAACAACGUCCGAGGUUGUUGCCGAGUAUAACGACGAUGUUCGUCGGCCUAUCCCUCGGAGCAAACCCUCGUCCUUGAGUAAUUCUCGCUCAAAAUCUGUACCUCCUUUCCCUGCAGAGCCCGGAUUCAAGUCUCCCCCUUUGCCUGCCGUGCCUAAUCACCAUCGACCUAAAAGUUCCGCAGUGAAAUCGUCAGCUUCCCAGAAGGAUGAUGAUUUCCACGAUCCACCCCCCAUCCGGAGAACUUCCCCUACCCCUCGCACGUUUGGACACCGCUAUGAUUUUGGAGCAUCGUUGUCAGCUGCAAUGCAGCCUGGAAGCGCUGAUCAGACCCGCCGUGGCAAACAUGCUGACAAGACAACGUUUUCGCCCGACUCCAUAGCUGGAAAUCUUUCUGGCUCAAUUAUUCCAGACAAGUCCGCGAGGCGUGAACCCUUUGAGCCCCCCGCGGCAGCCUCUCCAGGAGUUUCUCAACUUCGUACAUCCUCGCCUAGUCCGAUGAGACAUACCGACCUUGUGUCAGGACAACCUUCUCAUCAGUCGCCACUGUACAAGGAACUCGUGGAUAAGUACUGCUUCUAUGGAUCUUCCAAGACAGACUCACACGCAACAACCCAUUUCUCUCGAAAAUCACCUAUCACCGCACCACGGGACAACGAAACCAUGACAACUGAUGCUCCUACCAGUGCGGAGUCUGCGUUGUCGCCGCCGUCGUCGCCUCAGGAAGCAUCUGGUAAUGAAAAGCAGCCAUCUCCGUCGAAGCCAACCAAUGACGAUCAACGAUCUCCAAGGCACAUCUCACCCAGUCGAUCCCCAGGGACCCCUGAACGGGCUUCUUCCUCCUCACCUAAUCCACCUUGUCCGAAUUGCUUUACUCUUCCAUAUCACCAGUCGAUGCAUAUGACGUUAUCUGAAUCCCCCACUCAAACAUUUAUUCGAGGAUAAAUCCAGCAGCAGCGCCGGUCCGUUGUACGCUGUUUCCACCCGACUUCUAAUUCCUCACGUGCACCACUCGUUGAUUGAUAGGAGGGUAAAAGGUGUAGCUACCUUUUCUUGAAUCCUCUAGAUCACGGAUAGGGCCGCGGCUGUGAUUGGAUGAAGGAAAGGGAACGAAACGAAACGUAACGGAGUUGGCUGUUUAUGUUUUUCUUCUACCCCCUUCAUGACGGAUGAUUAAACUCUCCGUGCUAUACUACUGUUAUUAGCAGACCAACCUACCGUUUUCGGUAUUACAUUCCUAUCACUGUUUGGAAAAAACUUGGACGGUGCCACUGAACAUAUGGAGAGGAGUUUUGCUUUGUGCGAUUUAGUUGACGUCUUCAUGUUUUUACGCCUUUCCCAUGUCUCUUCCCAUUUCCCAUUUUUAAUCUCUGUUUCUUUUUUUUUUUUUUUGGUUUCCACGGCCCUUGCUCUAUCAUGCGAGCCCCAAUGAUGAAUGAGGGUAAAGGAGGGCUUGUCUUUUCUGUCCAUGAUGAGUUUUCUGGUAACUUACUGCACUUCCACUGACUUUUUGCGCUAUUUUUUGUUUUUGUGUUCUUGGUUUCUUUCGUUUUGAAUUCUGAUGUAUUACGAUUUUCGAGCUUUUCUUCUACAUUCUUGCUUGGCCCUGGAUGAACUGCUGUUGCUUUUGUUCAUCAUUUUCUUGUCUUUUCUACUUCUUUUCUCCCCGGCUAUGUUUCCUUCUUAUUAACUGUGUCUCCUACUGUAACUUAAUAUGCGGGAGUUAUGAUUUUGUUGUAAGGAGUUUUGGCUGCAUUUAAUCUGGCGUUUUUUUUUCUUUUUUUCUUUUUCUUUUUGUUUUGUUUAAUCUGGGGAAUUAUUAUUUUUAUGUCAGGCGUUGUUGGGCCCGGAUCAAAAGUGUAUUCCUCGCUUUUCCACCUCUCUCUCUCUUUAUCUCUCUAUUUUUCGAAAAUCAAGCGGUUCGGGUAUGGCGGUUUUCGUUCUUUCGUUGUUUUUUCAUUACCUCUUUCCUAAUCUAUAUAUAUAUUUUAAAUCAUUGAUGUCUUGGUUUUGUUCUUCGUCUCCCAUAACUCUCUUCUUCUGCUCUCUUUCCGGAUUCCUGUUCUCUCAUGAUCCUCAAUUCUUUUCAGAGUGGUCUUUCCUGUUACCUCCUCUCCGCUCCAGCCGGUCAAGCCUUUAACUAUUCAUACCACUGACUUGUGAUGAAUGGAUGACUGCUGAGAUGAUGGGGUUGAACUGUGGUUGAUGGUGUACAGGGUAAAUCAAUGACAUAUGUUCGGUUCCUUC